Messenger RNA from Sipha flava (yellow sugarcane aphid), 1240 nucleotides. RefSeq lists its product as uncharacterized. The transcript is spliced from 3 exons. Lineage: Eukaryota; Metazoa; Arthropoda; Insecta; Hemiptera; Aphididae. The record is from RefSeq and is a predicted model, not a curated record. The coding region runs from base 221 to 895 and encodes 224 amino acids.
AAACGCAUUGGCAUAUGUUCUCAUGUUCUUGUCGUGUAACGAUUGUGCGGGUUAGACGUUAUAAGUACUAGUUUCGAUACUUUAAUUUCGCCAUCGUUUCUCGUUAAAUAAUUAGAGUUUUCAUAACCGUCAACUGAUUUUAUUUCCUUUAAAUGUGAUUUUAUUUUACUUGGUUUUGUACUUUUUUUUUUAGUUUAAUAUUUUUUAAUUAAACCUCAAAAUGUACAGACUACUGGUAUUGUGUUUGUGUUACGGUUUCCUGGACCACGCAGCGUCUACAGAAGAUAUAACGGCUGCAUUGUAUGAACACUGUGGCGAUUUAAAACCCCAAGAAAGCAUUCAAAUUAAAUUAAUAACUGGAGUUUGGUAUGUAAUAGAAAGACUUCAACAUAAAACGGACGAAAAGCUAUAUCACGGAGAGAAAUUAGAAGACCCUUCUUGCCCUUAUAUAUACUUGACUUAUUUUGAAAAUGACUCGGUCCUAAAAUUAUACUGGGAAGAAUCUGAUGGCAAUAUUGAAUACCGACUUAAAAUAAACGAUAAAUCCUAUCCUGGUUUAUGGAUGUCGUCUGGAGGGCAAAAUGGUUCGCUAUUACAGUUGACCAGAUACAGCCAGUUCGCUGGAACGGUGUACGUCAUGGAGGCGGUCAGCGACCACAUGGUUUUGACGUUUUGUUCGCCCAACGCGCAACUUUAUAGCCUAAUACUGGCUAGGCAAAUGAUGUUGGACGUGAAAGACCUGAAAAGUAUAACAAAUCACAUAAACCGACUUAAGCUACCCAUCACGCAAACGAGACGCACGUGCCGCAACUCGUCGCCAAUCACACAGGCCAUCACGCUGUGGCUGAUCACAACACUCAGUUUGGCGCACGUGUUCCUGCGUAUCACGCAGUAGACACAUGCCCGAAAAUCACGUUACGCCAUUCAAAAUAUUGCCCUCUUUUUGGGAAGUAAAAAAAAAAACAUCAUCAUCAACAACAAUAAACACAAUAAGACGAUAGGAAAAGAGACCCUUCUCCCAACAUUGUUCCCGACUGACGCUGCACACCGAUGACAACUCGAGGAAAGGCCACACCAUACUGCCACAUCACGCUCAAUAUUCGAAUUGUGCAAUACCAUCUAAAUCUAUCCAUUCCGUUCGAUUUGUACUUUUGCUUAACUCUUCGGAUCUCUCUAGCAUGUAGUGAUUUAUUUUUAUUUUUUAUUAAACCAUAGGUAAUAUUACUAUUACUCAUAUUAA